AUGGUCUGGGCUGUGCUCACAAAGGACUCGGUGAGCUUUUUUGACAGUCAGAGCUUCAGAUGCUUUGCAUACAUCACCAACAUGCACUACGACUGGCUCUGUGAUAUUGCUUGGACUCACGAUGGCAGAGCGUUACUAGUUGCAUCGAUGGAGGGCUAUGUCAGUGUCAUCAGAUUCAGUGAAGGUGCGUUAGGUGAAGAGUAUGUUGGGCCCCUGGUGCGUUUGUCACCGCCUGUUUUUGAGGAGCCCAAGAAACAAAAACGGGGUGAGUAG
Molecule: messenger RNA, 273 nt
Organism: Gongylonema pulchrum
Lineage: Eukaryota; Metazoa; Nematoda; Chromadorea; Rhabditida; Gongylonematidae
Source: the annotation of a GenBank genome assembly